AUGGCUGUUCACUACUCUCUACGUGAGAUGCGUAUGCUUCCUGCCUUCGGUAAUUUCUGGCUGCUGCAUUCUCUGGCAAACGAAAAGUUCGAGUCCUCGGCUGCCCUCGCGCACUUCGACCUUGUAGAGGUCGCCAGAGUCAUCCCAGCAACUCCGGAGCGGACGCCGCCCCCUGUCCCACCCGCACCGACACCGGUGCCCAUGCCGCCUCUACCCAUUCCCGCACCGAGACCAUUGCCCAUACCACCUGUUCCCAUUCCCGCGCCGACACCAUUACCCAUGCCGCCUGCUCCCAUCCCUGCACCGACACCAUUGCCCAUGCCACCUGUCCCCAUUCCCGCGCCAAUACCAUUGCCCACGCCGCCGGUCCCUGGUCCUGCCCUGGCGCCCCGGCGUCCGCCAAAUCCACGCCCACCAGUUCCGCGUCCAAACCACCCCCGCCUUCCCGUUGUCAUACCCGUCGUCCCUGCCGCCGUGCCCGGCCCCACGCCUCCUCCCACCCCGCCACGACGCCCGACGCCGGGUCCUGAGCAGCACAACCCGCAGCAGAGGAUGCCUGUGACCAGCUGA
Fibroporia radiculosa is the source of this 570-nucleotide messenger RNA. RefSeq lists its product as uncharacterized. The record is from RefSeq and is a predicted model, not a curated record. The coding region runs from base 1 to 570 and encodes 189 amino acids. The transcript is spliced from 4 exons. Lineage: Eukaryota; Fungi; Basidiomycota; Agaricomycetes; Polyporales; Fibroporiaceae.